GCAACCGGCUCGAGCGUCUAUAGCCGAGCGGGGACUCGAAUGAGCGGACAAAUGACGGGAUACUCCGACAGACUACAAACGAUGAGCACACACGGGUCGGCAAUGCCUGAUCAUGAGCGCGUCAUCGCUAUCGAUUCUUCCGUCCUGGGAAAGAUUCUCGACGAUUGCGCGAGCUCAGACGCGAAGCGUCGGGAACGAAGCACACGGUUCAUUGAGGCGAUUAAAACGCGGGGCCUGUGGAUAGGCAUUGCGUGGACUCACGUCAUCGAGUUGGUACGUCACGGCAAUCAACAAGUUGCCGCGGCUCGAGUCAGAGCUCUUCGAUCUCUUCCGAGAAUCGCCUGCCUUAGAGCAUACAACUGCAGCUCCUUUGUGGGCGCGGACAUGCAUCUUGUGCAACGAGAGAUGCACUCAUGGCUUUACCUCGGCCUCCGCGAUUGGGAAGAGAUCGUUACCCACACGCGGCAGGAUGCCUGGACGUUUGGUGACGGUGCGUCGAUGAUUCCGCCAACCACUGACCGAGCUUGGGGAGCUUUCAGAGAGCUAGCCAUCAGUGACAUACAGCAUGAGAAGAUGGUGGCUUCGAUUGCUCGCACGGAUCCUGGCAAGAUAGGAAGCCGUAGCCUCUUCGAGCUUCGUUCGGCGAAGCCCCGGAGCCUUCAGUCACGGACCGAUUUUUUGCCUAGCUUCGUGCAGGACCUUGCUGGGCAAUUGUUGCAGCAUGGCGACCGUGGAUUAGCGGGUGCUCGGAGAGUCGCCAAGGAAUUUGCCGCGAGAUCGUUUGGCAGAGUCGAUCGCGUAGAGGCUACCGGAGGCGACCCCUCAUCAAUCUGCCUGUAUCACCCGGGCGUCCCAGAGACAAUGUUGGACCGACGCACCACCUGCAGCGAGUUCGGUGAACUCACCGUCGUUGCAGAGUUGCUCGCCGUCGUCGGAGAAGGUCUCAACCCUCCCGCCAAACUGAGCCUUCACAACGUCGAGUUGGAUGCAGUCCCGACGCUUGCUAUGGAGCGGGUGAUUCGCACCAUACAGCGAAAGGCUCCCAUUGUCUCCGGCAGUGACGUUGGGGACCGCGCGCUCGUGAUGCUCGCGAUUUACGCUGACUUCGUAGUUGUUGAUAAGCGCACGCACGAAUUCGUCCGUCAACUUCGGGCUACGGCUCCUCGACUUGGAAAGCUGUUGGGGCGUGUCGUCAAGUGCAGGAGCUACACGGAUCUUCCGGCGGUGCUCGAAUCGGCUUCCGCUUCCACGUAG
Molecule: messenger RNA, 1254 nt
Organism: Symbiodinium sp. CCMP2456
Lineage: Eukaryota; Dinophyceae; Suessiales; Symbiodiniaceae
Source: the annotation of a GenBank genome assembly